Molecule: messenger RNA, 1572 nt
Organism: Fusarium coffeatum
Lineage: Eukaryota; Fungi; Ascomycota; Sordariomycetes; Hypocreales; Nectriaceae
Exons: 3
Coding region: 1-1572 (523 amino acids)
Biological process (GO): cardiolipin biosynthetic process
Cellular component (GO): mitochondrion
Molecular function (GO): CDP-diacylglycerol-glycerol-3-phosphate 3-phosphatidyltransferase activity
Source: RefSeq, a predicted model, not a curated record
AUGCUUACUCGAAGCUGUGCGCGUUGCACUACUAGGCUUCGUGCCGCCAGUUUCAAACCUAGAAUUCCAGGUGCAAGGGUUCAGACGAGACACUAUGCUAUGCCUGCUGGAGGUACUCCCCAGGCGUCGAAUGCCAAUGGUGUUGGAGGGCUGGCGCCUUUUGUCACUGAAUUAGAUCGUCUUGCGCCGAGUUUCGAUAUUCGAGGAGAGCAGAUUCAGAUUAUUCGUACUCCGGCAGAAUUCUACGAGACGUUAAAGGAUCGGAUACGAAAGGCCAAGAAAAGGAUCUUUUUGUCGACUUUGUACAUUGGAAAGUCGGAGAAAGAACUCAUUGAAACGCUGCAGGAGGCGUUAAGAAACAACAAGGAUGUCAAGCUGAGCAUUCUUACGGAUUGCCUGCGAGGAACUCGAGAAGCGCCUAAUCCAUCGAGUGCAUCUUUACUGGCACCGUUAGUCGAAGAAUUUGGAGCGGAUCGUGUUGAGAUUCGAAUGUAUCAUACGCCAAACUUGACCGGGUUGAGGAAAAAGUAUAUUCCCACGAGGAUUAACGAGGGAUGGGGACUUCAGCACAUGAAGCUAUAUGGUGUUGACGAUGAGAUCAUCAUGUCUGGUGCGAAUCUGUCUACCGACUACUUUACCAACCGUCAGGAUCGAUACCAUCUCUUUUCUUCGAAAGAAGUCACUGAUCACUUUUGGAACAUCCACUCAGGAGUGACAUCCUUCAGUUUCCUUGUUAAGCCCUCAAAAGAACCUGCAGGCUUCACUCUCGCCUGGCCUGAGAACAACUCCGCGCCUUCACCACUAGAGCAGCCUCAAUCAUUCAUCAAGAGUACUACAUCAACACUACAAACUCUUCUGCAUCCCAAGUCUCAACCUGAGAAUGACAUCUCAGACACAAGGGUGUACAUGCUUGGUCAGAUGUCACAGGUUAUGAAGCCUGAUACGUCAACUGAGCUUCCAAUCAUCACACAUAUCCUCAAGACUCUUGCUUUGCCCGCUUACCGAGAGUCUUCCUGGACAUUUACCGCUGGAUAUUUUAACCCUGCGCCCUCACUCACGAAACUGCUUCUCAGCACCGCAUCCUCCUCCAACAUUGUGAUCACUGCUUCGCCCGAGGCAAACGGAUUUUACAAAUCCAAAGGCGUCUCUGGUCUCUUGCCAGAUGCUUACACCCUUCUGGCUCGCCGCUUCGUCCACCGCGUACACCACGAGGGCCGCGACGACGAUAUCACUUUAAAGGAGUGGCGUCAUGGUUGCGUUGGUCAACCAGGAGGAUGGACAUAUCAUGCCAAGGGCCUUUGGGUCACCAUGCCAGGCGAUAAGCACCCAGCGAUGAGCAUCAUUGGAAGUUCCAACUAUACCAAGCGCAGCUAUUCACAUGAUCUCGAAGCUGGCGCCUUGAUUGUCACCCGUGAUGAAGGACUUAAGUCAAGAUUGGGAGAAGAGCAGUUGUGGUUGCAGGAGCACGCUACCAAGGCAACUCGCGACGACUUUGCUCGAACUGAAAGAAGAGUUGGCCUCAAAGUCAGAGUGGCCAUGUGGAUUGUUUCGCUUGUCGGCGGAGCAUUGUAA